AUAGACUAAAAAUAUGUAAAAUAAUGAAAUGACUCGAUUAUGUAUCGUAAGGAAAAUGAAAGAUUUAUCAUUGAUAAUCUAACCUUAUAUUGAAUGCAUUCAAAUUAAUAUUUUAACCGUGCACUUAUAUCAAAAUGACGGUAGUGCUUGGUGGAGGUAUAUCAGGCUUAUCAGCUGCAUAUUAUGCACUAAACAAUCCGAAAAUUAAUCCAAUAACAUUGUUCGAAGCAUCUAAUCGUUUAGGAGGAUGGAUACGAAGUCAUGAAUCAUCAAAUGGGGUAAUAUUUGAAAAAGGACCAAGGACCAUAAGAUGUUUAGGAUCAGCUGGAAAAAAUACAUUAAAUUUAUUGGAGGAUUUACAAUUAACUGAUAAACUUAUCUCUAUUAAAUUAUAUCACCCUGGUGCUAAGAAUAGAAUGAUUUAUUCGCGUAAUAAGUUACACUUAUUGCCAAAUUCUUUUCUUAGUAUAAUUAAGACUAAUUCUUUAUUUAAUCGUUCCUUAGUAAGUUUUCUUGCUAAAGACUUGAGAGCACCAAUGGUUCGUAAGGAUGAUGAAAGUAUAUACAGUUUUGUUGAGAGAAGAUUAGGAAAAGAUAUUGCCGAUUAUUUUAUUAGCCCUAUGAUUUGCGGAAUAUGUGCUGGCGAUGCGCAGAAGAUAAGUGUUAACUUUCUAAUGAAAUCUUUAUUUGAGGCGGAACAAAAACAUGGAUCUAUAGCAAAAGGUUUAUUCAAAGAAUUUCUUAAAAAGAAAAAUGUUAAUAAGACAGAAUAUAGAUCAAACUUGGCUAAAGUGGCUGAGACAGAAAAGUGGGUAGUAUGCGGUUUAAAAGGAGGACUCGAAGAACUACCACGUUCUCUAAGAAAUAAUUUACUGACUCGAGGCGUUGAUAUACAAUUAAAUAGUUACUGCGAAAAACUCCUUUUUCAAUCCGAUCAUGUUGAAUUAACUAUUAAUGGAAAAGUAAAAAAAUGUUCUCAAAUUAUCUCGAGUCUACCAGCAAAAACACUAGCUAAAUUGCUGGAGGAACAACAUCCGGAUUUAGCAAAAGAAUUAAAAGCAAUACCUAUGGUCACGGUGGCUGUAGUUAAUCUUCAAUUUGCAGAUAAUGUGUUGCCUAUGGAUGCUUUUGGUUUUCUUGUUCCACCAAGAGAAAAUCUUCCAAUUCUUGGUGUGAUAUUUGACUCAUGUAUUUUUCCUAAAGAUUCUUCAACGGUACUAACAGUAAUGAUGGGUGGUGCAUGGUUUGAAAAAUACUUUGGCAGAAAUCCAACAGAUGAAAAUUUGUUGAAUAUAGCAAUUAAACAAGUUAAAGAAAUCCUGAAUAUUAAAGAAGAUCCGGUAACUUUUAACGUGGCCAUUCUAAAGGAUUGUAUUCCCCAACAUGUAGUGGGUCACUCACAACGUUUAAAUCAUAUCCGUGAUUAUAUUUCUUCACGUAGAAUCCCUCUAGCAUUGUGUGGUUCUUCUUAUCAAGGUGUCGGAAUCAAUGACGUUAUUCUGUCAGCAAAAGAAGCUGUUUCUGAUAUUGUGCAACAUUUAAAUGAACAUUAAGAUGAAACUGUAAUAAUUUUGUACAGCAUUCUUUCUAGCACUAGUCACGUUGCGAACAUCUUACUUUUUUACAAAUAAAAUAAUAAAAUAGAAAACAUGCAUUAUUCUAUAAGCUAGUUUAAAAAAAGCCUUUAAAAAAGAUUUAGUUGUGUAAAUAAUAAAUAAACAAAAAUAUGAUAUCUCUAAUCAAAUAAAUAAUCAAUCAAAU
Messenger RNA from Polistes canadensis, 1761 nucleotides. RefSeq names its product protoporphyrinogen oxidase (gene Ppox). Gene Ontology annotation, molecular function: protoporphyrinogen oxidase activity, oxygen as acceptor. The record is from RefSeq and is a predicted model, not a curated record. Gene Ontology annotation, biological process: heme biosynthetic process. Gene Ontology annotation, cellular component: mitochondrial inner membrane. The coding region runs from base 135 to 1553 and encodes 472 amino acids. NCBI's taxonomy places the organism in Eukaryota, Metazoa, Arthropoda, Insecta, Hymenoptera, Vespidae. The transcript is spliced from 2 exons.